CAGUAGCAUGAGCGCAAAAGCAGCCGCAACAAGGAAGCGCUGGCAACACAUAGCAACAUCGCAACGGCAGGCCAACGGUUUCGGCAUGUGUUUCGACGUCGGUGUUUUUUGUCAUCGGCAGCGGGGCCAUGAAAGCGUUGGCGACGUCCGUUAGUGCGCGCGUAGAGUUGUGAGCAUCCCUUUUUCAAUUGUUGCUUUGUGCUGCUGAUGAAAUGGGGAAAAAACGAUUGGCUAUCACUUAUCCAGGGUAUGAGCCAGAGUACGCUCGGUCAAGUAAGUCCAGUGCGCCGCAUGACAGUAAUAUUUAUUACCCACGUUACGAUGCACCCGCUCCGUAUAUCUUUGCUUACUUUGCAGACUCGGUGCCAAAAAAGCGCUUUGCGAUUACUUAUCCCGGACAUGAGCGGAAUGGAAAGCUGACGACGAAGAAAUGCUCCCGAGAUAUCUACCGCCACAGAGAAACAGCGUCGUCAUCGGAAUGUGUAGACAGGCAGUGGAUCUGUAUGAACAGUUUUUGGCAGGCCAAGUGGAGUACGAUUCCGAAAAAAUUCGUCACGCGCUACAUACCUGUCGUCUGGUCGUUCCUGCAAGCCUGCGUCUCGCUAGGUUGCCUUUUCCUGGUCUUCCUCUUCUUUCACCCGCAAUGCCUCGACUCCAGUGAGCUGCAGGUGGAGGCACUUAACCUCACACUUCAGCAGCAUCUUGUCGGCCAGAACAUUGCCAUAAACCGGACAGUGACUGCCAUAGCACGCUAUUUGAAUAGCAGUGAAUCUGCAGCAUCAGUUCCACUUGUGCUUGUGUAUGUUGGCUGCUCCGGGUGUGGAAAGACAUACGCACUGUCACUAAUAGCCAAGCACUAUCCACAUACUGAGACUCUGGUUGCAUCGCACAAGAUAGUACUUGCACGCAAAACAGGAAACGACCUGUUGCACUGGCUGCGGUACUCCUUGUCAUCAUGGCGGCCAAACCUUAUCGUCAUCGAUGAUGUCGACCUUGGGCUUGACACAGUGCGGCCUAGUCCACUGGAUGAUUCAUUUAGCACACAGCUGGAGGCUGUUCUUUCAACUUGGGAGAAGGCAAGAGUGCAGAGAGGUCAAGCAGUGAUCUUCGUUCUGUCACUGAGUGGCGGAGGUAAUGUGGCAGAGGGUUUUGCGUUGAAGCAGAUUGCUGAUGUGCGCAAGCGGGAAACUGCAGAAGACAUUGAAAAGCUUAUUGAGGCUUAUCGUGGCAUGUUUCCGCCGUGGUUAAGGAAUGCAGAAAUUGUGCCUUUCCUGCCCCUGACCAAGGCUCAUGUAAAAGAAUGCCUACUGAGGCAACUGGCAGAGCAAACACCAAAAUCCCGAACCAAAGUACUGGCACUCUCUGGUGGUGUUGACAGUCUAUUGCAAGGAUUUACGUUUUACCCAGUGGACAAUCCUGUCUUCUCAAAAUCCGGCUGCAAGGAAGUGCCUAUCAAGAUUGCUUUGGGUGUACUCUGAAAACUUGACUGUAGCAGGAAUGCUAUGCUGUCAGUGACUGAUAUGAACAGGGAAUGUGCUCAAAGAAAUGCUUGGUGGCAAGUUACUGCAUUUUGAGCAUUCUUGACUGUGAUAAGGGGAAACGGUUGUAGUAGGCCAAAGGUGUACUUUAUCGAUGGUGCCAGUUGCAGCACCACUUUUAUUUAUCUUGGUCUUACAAUAGGUAGAAGAAGGUACAAUAAAAUUUGCACUGCAGAUUACA
Messenger RNA from Dermacentor andersoni, 1719 nucleotides. Its product is annotated as torsin-2A-like. NCBI's taxonomy places the organism in Eukaryota, Metazoa, Arthropoda, Arachnida, Ixodida, Ixodidae. Gene Ontology annotation, biological process: cellular response to misfolded protein. Gene Ontology annotation, molecular function: ATP binding; ATP hydrolysis activity. The record is from RefSeq and is a predicted model, not a curated record.